Heterotrigona itama is the source of this 885-nucleotide messenger RNA. The record is from the annotation of a GenBank genome assembly. NCBI's taxonomy places the organism in Eukaryota, Metazoa, Arthropoda, Insecta, Hymenoptera, Apidae.
AUGCCGAAACAGGAAACAGUGAGGUACUAUCACGGCGAAUUGGUGAUUCUGUUCUUCUCGGAGUACUUCGAGCAGAACGAUGUUAAACUGUCGUCGGAUGAUGAAACACCGGAAGAUGAAACACCGAAACAGACACCUUUCCAGAGCAAGUCGCAAGCGUACAACGUGAGACACGUGGAGGAAGCUUGGCUACAUUUGCUCCGAACUGGCAACAUCGAGAAAUUGAAGAAACUGGUCGUCUGCACGUUCGACUUCCUUCUGGCAGCCGUGCAAAUGAUAUCCGUCAGUUACCUGAGAUCCGUCCUCGAACAUUUGCGGAUGCAUAUACUGGACAGGGACUUGGAGUUGGUUUACUACACGAUUAGAAAGUCCAGUGACAUUUUGACGAGAGAUCCUCUUCAACUCAGCGCACAGUUGAUCUGUUGGCUUAGACCUGUGGUUGAAGAUGGCAAAGAUUUGGUGAGUAGAAUAGUUACAGCAGCGAUGGCGUGGUGCGAUGGUUACACAGCACCAUUAUUGGUGCCAUUAAACGAAUGGCUUCAGCCACCUCUGCCUCUUCAAAUUUGCACAUUGUCUUAUCCGCAAGACGUGAAACUCGUCGAGACUUCUCCUUCAGGGCAACACAUUAUCAUUGUCCCUUUCGAAGGGGAUGAUGUUCAGCUAUGGCACGUGAUGUCUGGACAAUUGAUUCUUACAUUCAAAGGUCAUUCGAGCCCGAUUUCGUGUUUGGCCGUGACACAAUACUCGCAGUACAUGCUGACAGGCUCGGAAGACACUACGAUUAUAGUUUGGAACAUGAAGAAGUUGGCUUUGAAGCUGAGGAUCCAAGAGCACAUCGCCCCAGUUCUGUGUCUGACAAUAGUGCUCAAGAAUUCAGCGAUUGUC